AUGAACAACAAAUCUAACGAAGACAUAGAUAAUAAAGAAGACAAUAAUAUCGAAGUUAAGAAGAAGAAAAAGAGAAAAAAAAAAAUUAUAAUUAACGUUAGAAAGAAAGUUCUUCGAAGGGAGGAAAUAACUAUUGAUGAUGUCUCCAGUUCGAAUGCGCUGAACGAAAGUCUGACGGAUAGUCGGAAUGGGAAAAGCGUUUCAAGAGGGAAGUACGUCCGCAAGAAUAGUAGUUCGAAGGGGACCGCCAUGGCAGUCCAAAAGGCUCGUUUCUUCGAUCAAGAAUACAACAUCCGAGAGAUUCCAAAUUGCCCCAUUUCUGAGAUACUCCUAAAUCGCAAGAAAAAAAAAUGA
Plasmodium knowlesi strain H is the source of this 354-nucleotide messenger RNA. Its product is annotated as conserved Plasmodium protein, unknown function. The record is from RefSeq and is a predicted model, not a curated record. The coding region runs from base 1 to 354 and encodes 117 amino acids. Lineage: Eukaryota; Apicomplexa; Aconoidasida; Haemosporida; Plasmodiidae. The transcript is spliced from 2 exons.